GUCCUCCUGAAACACUACAGAUUACAUCACUAUCAAGGGCGAUCCUGGCAGCUGCCUUGUUUGUACACUGACUGCAUAUGCACUUUUAAAACAGAAGAAUAUGCGACUACGUGUUGUGUUGGCCCCUGAUAAUAUCAGGAGGUUGGAUAUUUUGGAAAAUCUCACUUCAGUUGAACACUUGAAAAUAAUUCUCCAAGAAAGGCUUGAAAUUAAGGAUGACUUUCUGAUUCAAUUUGAGGAUCCUGAGUUUGGAAAUGAACUCUGUAACUUGACUAAUAUAACAGAACUUCCACCAGAUAGAGCAGUGCUGAAGAUUCUACAAAAAGAACCUGAAGAAUCAGAUUUAGAGACCAUUUCCUCUUUAGACACUGCCAGUAUGUCCUCCCCAUCAAACAGCUCAAACCAGAGUUCCUCAUCUGUGACAGUCAGGCAGCGUGAGAAUUCACAUUGGCCCUCUGCUUUCUUGAUUCCUGAGUUUGCCUAUGAUGUAGAACUACGUCUUAACAAAGGGAAUGAGAAUUUUAAAGAAAAUGGAAUGCUGCUGACAUUACCGAGAGAAAUGAAAAUGGACAUCUUGGAUGGCAUAGCUCAAGCAAUUUUUUCAUUCAAAGCAUAUCCAAACAACCAAGAGUUGGAGUCAGUGGCUACUGCAUUGAUUGAGAAGCAUCCUUGUCUUAGGGAUCCAGGCUCAGGAACAGGCUAUCACAGCUGGACUAUGAGCAUCAAAUAUAAGAUUGGGAACUACCGCCAGAAACUACGAUCGGCUGGUUGCUCAGAAGUCACUGUAAACCGGAAAAGAGCGAAGGAGGAUUCCAGACGUUUGAAGAAAGCAAAGAGAUGUGAGGUGAAUUUCCUCCCAGACAACCCAGUUGGGCAGACACAUUAUUCUUUACAAAAGGAAAGAGAUGCACUACAGGAGGAAAUGAAAAGAAACAUCCCAACAUGA
This is a messenger RNA of Xyrauchen texanus (razorback sucker), 946 nucleotides long. RefSeq lists its product as uncharacterized. The record is from RefSeq and is a predicted model, not a curated record. The transcript is spliced from 2 exons. Bases 101 to 946 code for a protein of 281 amino acids. NCBI's taxonomy places the organism in Eukaryota, Metazoa, Chordata, Actinopteri, Cypriniformes, Catostomidae.